Messenger RNA from Heterotrigona itama, 1593 nucleotides. The record is from the annotation of a GenBank genome assembly. NCBI's taxonomy places the organism in Eukaryota, Metazoa, Arthropoda, Insecta, Hymenoptera, Apidae.
AAAACAAAAGUUACGGAAGAAUAAGUGUGAUUUUGAUCAGACAUGAAGAUUUUGUGGUUUAUUUGUUUGGCCUGGUGUAGCAGGCUAGGUACUGGAUUCGACCUCGGACCGAUCGUGAGAACUGCUCAGUGCAGAUCGCAAUGUUUGAAGCAGCACACCGCCGACGGGUCCUGCGACAACUUGUGGGACACGGGAUACCAGCAGCCACACGCUUGUCGAAUGUGCCCGGCCUGCCAGACAGCCUGCAGCUAUCGGAAGACUAGGGUAGAGGAAAAGUAUUUGCCGUCGAUGUUGCCAGCGCCGGAGAAGGCACCGGUCGUCUUGGACGUGUUCGACGUGGCGGUGAUGAUGCGCAACGUUCGCGAACAAUGGAGGAUAGUUGGAUACUUCCCGGGCGAGAGGACGCCGGAGCUGAGGCAAGAUACGUGGAUCAUAGUGGCGACGGAGGAGGGCAUGAUGAAGCACUACAGUUGGCAAGAGUGGGUGCCAAAGUUGGAGUCUUUGAGAAAAGGUGCUCGUUUCUACGAGGCGAGCAUCUCGUGGAAGGACGUCGACACGCAGAUCCGGAGGCAAAAGUCUGUGGAAGAGGCCAGAGCCAACGACCGGCUGAGGCAGGUCUUUCUGGAGAACUACGGCGAGAAGGUUCUGGCCGAGUGGAAGAGCCAAGAGUUCAUACGAAUCUCGAAAGAGGUGUUCCGAAGAUUCUUCUUCCGUGGGGAGGACGAUUUCGAGGUGGACAACGCGCCUCCCAAGGUUUACAGGAGCCGACAGGAGGCGACUCGAGCCGCGGCGAAUCGUAAGAAGCAGUCGUACGUGGUCUCCUGGGAACCAGAGACGGGAGGUCUUAUGGGCAAUCAAGUGACAGACUCGAAUUCCGCGCAGAUUUCUCUGUUGCCUGGGACGAAAUACCUCGUGAGGAUCGCUUCGAACGACGGGCCUGGCAGCUUCCCCAUCGAAGUGGACACCAGGCCUAGUUCCGAGGAGGCUAGCAGGAUACAGCGAGAACUAUUCCCUUGGGACAUGUACGUGGCUUGCGUUUCUAUUCUGCUUCUCGUGGUAUCUCUCGGCCUGGCAAUGCUCUACGGAAAGAGCAAAACCGUCCAGUGUGAACGAGUCUGAAAACAGACCAAUCCGUCUCUCUUCUUUUCUUUCUCGGAGAACGUUGACAAAAAACGCGAACAAACUCAGGGACGUGUUUUUGCAUCGACACGAGAUCCAAUACCCGAUAUCGUUCGACGAUCGACCGUGUUGUAAAUUUCCCUCUCUAUACAGGUGUGAGAUUGAUUUGAUUGCUUGGAAAAGAGGGAAAGAAGAAAAGAAAAGAACGAAACCAAACCGAGUCAAAUGUUGUCUUGAAGUAGCGUGUGUGUACUCUUUGUAAGAGUUGCGAUACCGCGUCGUUGUAAAUGUCGACGAGGAAAUGUACAAAAGAUCAAAGCUAUUUUUCUACAUGUAACAUGAUACCAAUUGAACGAUUCCUUGCUCAACGCGCAACAAACAGACUGUAAGAAAAGUUCCUAUCGACGAGAAAUAAAAAAUUGGCGCCGUUUGAGGUGUCGAUCUCUCUGUAUUUAUUUGUGUACAUACACGCAC